AUGACAGAAACUAAAAUGCCAGCUGGAAUUGCUCCCCAUAUUCGAGACAAGUCUCCAGAGUACAGUUCAGAGGGCUCAGUUGGUAAAGAAAUCAAACAUAGCAAUCGAAAAAGUAGUCCUGAUUCUAGUCCUGAAAGAGCUGCGUUCACCCCAAUAAAGCAAUUUCGCACCAGUCCAGAAGUUACUUCUGAUACUAUCCAAAUCACGAAUACUGCUGAAACGGAUAUGACUUCAGUGAACCACCAUACAGAAAAGUUUAUCACAGAGGAAGUUUUGAAUACGCGUAAAAACACGGCAACCAUUAACGUAGAUAUAACAGAAUCUAAGAAAAUUGCAGUAUCUGACAAUAAGGAUGUGCACCGAAAAAGACCAAGUUCACCUAAGAAAGAAUCACCGGAUAGAAAGUCACCAUCGCAGAAAGAGACUCAUCGACGUCCUACUUCACCACAAAAAGCUAGAACACCUUCACCAGGAAAACGAACUAGAGAAGAACCAACUACGGUAAGAAAAGAAUCAUUUUCAAAAACACCCUCUUCUCAGAGAACUAAAUCUCCAAUAAAAGAUGAAAAUUCCCGGCCUCAGUCGCCAACGAAAACCGCCAGAAAAUCUUCUUUUCCUCAGAGAUCACAGUCUCCUCAGAAAGAACAAGUUAGACCAGUUUCUCCAACAAAAACAGAAACAUUCUCAAGGAAGCCCUCUUUGCCUGCUAGAUCACCAUCACCAAAACGAGAAAAGUCUCGAUCGCCGUCUCCCAAAAAAGAGUCUCUAUCAUCAACUAAAACUGUAACAGUUACUAGACGAUCGUCCCUCAAACAGGAUACUUCAUACAAUGCUUCGUCACCUAGAAGAUCUAGCAUUCAACGUUCACCAUCUCCAGCAAAGGAUGCUUUGAAGUCCAGAUCACCCUCUCCUAAGAAACAGUCACCCGAGCGAAGAUCCCCAUCUCCUGAUAAAAGCAAGUCGCCAUCUCCUCAAAGAAGUCCUAAUAAGAGAACCCGUGAACAAUUGUCAUCUCCAAGUGUAUCUCCGUGCUCGAGUCCAGAGAGAUCUUCUGCGACAAAACAAGAUAAACCCAAACCAAUACGAAAAACAAGUGGUCCCAAGUCUCCAGAGAGGGAACCCACUCGAACAUCCAGAAGAUCCAGCAUCCCUAGAGCAGACCAAUCUGCUGUUAGAAAAGUUGUGGAAACGAAGAUCGAGAUACGUUCAAAGCCAACCACCAGAAUACCUGCAUCCACAAACAAAACUAAACCAGGACAAAAUCCAGUAUUUAGGAGUACUAGAACUGAUUCACAGAAUAGCCUAGAUAAACAGACGACUACACGAACGUAUUCGAGUACCACAACUGUGAGGAGGAUUGGAGAAAAGCCUAAAGAGCCCAUUAAGAAAACUGUUGCUCCCAAAAAAACUGUUACAACUACAGCAGUUAUUUCUUUACAGAAGCCAACAGUUACGUCACAAGUGAGACAUACCGCUUCAAGCACAGUGUCCAAAGCAACAACUUACAAACGCACACCAUCGAAAGAAAUUACACCAACGAAAACAAGUACACCAACUGGCAAGAAAACUAUGAUAACAACGACAACGAAACGAGUAGCAAGCCGAACGAAUACUCCAAAAUCCAAACCCGUGCCUAAUCAGGAAGAAACAGACAGGUCUUCUGCCUUAUCAAGUCCAGAGCCAAUCAUUUCAGAUAAGGUAAAAUCUGAAGCGUUUAUUCAACAAUUGAUAAAAGAUGAAAUCACUGUUCAUGGGUUUAAAGACGAAACAAUUAAUUUAGAGUUUACAGAUAAUGAUAUAGAAAACGAACCUCGCCCUGAACUCUUUCCUGAAACGGAGGAUGAUGAAGAUGUGGUAAAUCAAAAUCAUGAUAUUCCUGACGAAAACGAGCAUCAUAUAACUGAGAAAACAAUAAAUGUUGAUUCCAAGCGUAAAGUUGCCCAACAGUUUAUGGUAACGAUAAAGAAGCCAACCACUCAACUAACGCCAACAAAAACACCUUCAAAACCUGUCACAACCAGAUCAUCCUCGGGCCCAAUUAAGGGAUCUCCUCAAACUUCCUCCAAGACAGUCUCUCUGAAGACUACAACUAACAAAAGGCAAACUAACAGUACAGUUCAAAAAGCAGAAAGCUUAAAUUUGAUCAGAACAACAAAUGACAAGAAUGUAGUCCAAAAGAGACAAACAUCUAAAUCUGAAAUAUCUACCACUAAACCAUUGCAGCCAACAAAGGUAACUAACAACAAACAAGUGACAGAGACAGGAAUAGCCAGCAGAAACGUCACCACCGCUAAGUCAGCCACAAUUAAGCGUGUAGUUCCAGUGAAGAAGAAACCAAUCGACUCCGCGCCGUCUUCAACAUCUGAGGACGAGGAGGACAAUGUCCCAUCUGUUGUCACCCCUAAUCAACAGGAACAACAGUAUAUUGAGGAACUCGAAGAAAUGCGUCGCAAUGAAGAAUUAGAGUACGCCUCUAAACUAACUGCCACAACGAACCAAGAGAACCAACUUCUCUCUGUCAUUGUUCAACAUCCAAAAUCGUCUCGGGAAUCCAGUCCUGAUUAUUCAAAUCGGUCUCAGCCUUUUUGCACAGUGAGUGACGAUGGAGGAUCUGCACCUAGGUACGCAGAUCUUAUCAGUGAGCCAGAAGAUGUUGAAGUCUUUGAUCCAAAACACACCCCAAAAAUUGAAAACUAUUCACAGAAACAGCCUAAAUUCGAACAAGUAACUGAUCUUGAUGAAGAAUCAGAAGUGGAAGAGGUCAAGUUGAAUGUAAGUGUGGCCGACAGGGUGACUCAUUUUAUCGAAACUAGCAAAGCUCAUACGGUGACUCAAAUGCGAGAAGAACCUGAACCUCAAGCUCCAGCUGAUAGCCCCAAGAAUGUACUGAAAGCCAAAGCUAUGUUUGAAACAAUAGCUAGAAAUCAAACCUCGGUUCCAGCUCCCAACAACAAGCCAGUUGAUAUUUUAAGCAGACCUUCUAUUUUUGAAGCUAGAAGGGGCCAAACAGCUCCCAAACCUGUAUAUUCUGAUACAUUCCCAAGAGUAAAAUCUCCAGAGCAUGUUCAGAGACGGGGGUCAAUUCAUAUGGAUUACCAACAACAAGAACAAGUAGAGACAAUUCAGUAUGAAGAAAAUCUAGUAGAUGUGGAUGAGGUGAUACCACGCAGGACUAAGUCCCCCAGUCCUGUAAGAGAAGCUCCAGUAGCUAGUAAACCAGAGAAAAAAGAAUCAGCACCUGUUGAAAAAACUCCUUCAGCGAAGAGAGAACCUGUGGCUUCAGUAAAGGUCCCUGAACAAACCCCUAAAACAGAUCCAACAUCAAGAUCUGUUAGGAAGGAACCGACUCCGACCUUCGAUAGGAAAAGACCUGAAAGUGUGUCGAAGCCAAAACCAUUUGAAAAAACUAUUUCAGCCUCAGCAGAGGUUUCCUCCAAAAGAGCGUUUUUCGAGCGAAAGGUUCAAGCACAAACUUCACCCAGUAAAGAAACCAAGCCCUACAGCCCGAAUAAAGACAGAAAACCUUUAACAGAGAGCAUUCAAAAUAAAGAAAACAUAAGGGGACCAUCACCGCCCAGGAAAACCUCACAGACAACAUCUUUUAUUGAAAACGAAAGGAAAUCCUCAAGGGUUUCUCCAGAAAGGAAGGUUUCAUCACCAAGCCCUACAAAAGAUAGAAAGCCCUCUCUGAAAUCAGAAUCGCCAGAGAGAAAGACUUCGGUAUCUAAAACAGUAAAAGAACGCCGAACUUCGUUCACCAAGGAAGAUACUACAACUCAUCAUACCGCUACAAUUCAAAAGAAAGAUUCUUUCACAAAAACUACUGAGAGAAAGACAUCUCCUUCCAGAGAGUCUCCUGAGAGAAGAGCUCCAAUAACAGAGAAGUGUUUCCCUGACCACAUUUCAAAAUCUCCCUUCAAAGACACGCCUGAGCAGAAGGUUCCAACAUCUCCGGUGAGAGAUAGGAGACCUUCGACCCCUGCAUUGUCUCCCGAGCGCAGUCCUCAGCGGAAACCAUCCAGAACCUCCCCGGAUCGAUCGGCCAAAUCGCCGGAGAGAGUAUCCCCCAAGGAGGUAGAACCUGUGGAGUUGAACAAGGCAGGGAAGUUCGGAGUGACUCUUCGCCGCACAUCGUCCACGAACUCUGCAGGAACUCCACGGAGACCGAGUAUCCCCGGGGAGACGCAGGAAAUCGAGGAUGUCACAGAUUUAUCACUGCUAGAAAUAAUGAUGGAAAAAGCAGUGGGUUACGAGCAGCGGCGAAGGAUCAGAGCUCAGAUCCGUAUAGUCAAGAAAGAUCAAGAUGACAGAAUCAAGACAACCCGGCAGAAAUCCCCAACUCGCUCACCAACCCGAGAUCACAAGAUAACGCAGGAGCCUGCCACGAGAACCCCAGAUAAGAGACCGGAGACGAAGAGGGCCUCCAGCCCGAGUAAAAGCUUCCAGGAGCGGGUAACGGAGCAGCGGAGUACCACUCGGCGGACGACCACAACCACGACCUCCGCCAAGCCAACCACAACCACGGUGGAGCAUACCACAACCAGAGCAGUGAGGGAACGCUCUCCUGUAGACAAGCCUCUGACCAACGGCUACCACAGCCCUGACAGGAGUUCUCCAAUUCUCAGAACCACAUCCCCCCAGCGCAAGGAGUCUCUGCCUGACCGUCGAAGUCCAGUGUCGAUGUCCUCCCGUGCAGACACCCAGAUCCGCAAGUCCUCCAAGACCGAAGCCGUGGAGGUCACCUCCUCAGUGAGGUCCCAGAAGCGGACUGAGACGCUGGUGGAGUCCGGAGUAGACUGUAUCACCUCCAGCUAUGGUGUAGGACCCACAGACGAGAAGGGCAGACCACUCUUCGGCCUGAGAGCUCUAAGACGCACCAACACCAACAAGCAGCUGACCGAUGAGGUGGAGGUGAGAAGGGAACAGGAACAUCAAGAGGUGCAGGAGCCCGUGUGUGACGCGAAGGGAAGACCACUGUUUGGGGGACUGAAAGCUCUGAGAGCCCAGGAGCCAGUGGAAGCCACCAUGCCAGAACAGACUUCUACACAACUGAGAGAGCUGGUGGAGCGGCACGAGAAAGUUGUCAGAGAAACCAAUGGACCUCAAGACCAACCGAGGCAAAAGCCGAAGGCCAAGUUGAGGGACAGCUUUAUCCUCCAGGAGGAGGAGCAGAGCGGUCAGGGCCACCUGGCCGAGGUCAACAGCCUCAAUCGAGGCCUUAGUUUGAGGUCCAUCAUACAGAAGCAUGAGAACAUCGCUAACACUGCAGGAACUGUGCGCAGUGAGAUGGAGAGUUCGCACACUGUCGUCACCUCUCGUAGCACAGUGUCCAGUGACGGUACUGUGUCUCUCAACCGCGAUGUCAUCCAAGGUGAACUGUCAGCCAAGAAUGGAGAGGAGCCAGUGGGAAAAGUGACCCGGACACAGUACACUUACCAGAGCCCCCAAGGGGACGACCAGGGUAUCAACAAGGUUACCACCACCACCACUUCCCUCGGCCGCAGGGCGUCCGGACCCAAGAUCACCGAGAUAGAGGAUGUCCAUGAGACCUCUGAAAGGAAGAGCAGCAUCAAGUCCAAGGAUGUGGAAGAAGUCACCGGAAGAAGAUCUGUUGAGAGGGUCCCGAACAGAAAGAGCUCACCACAGAAGUCGUCGAGUGAAGACGAUGAACAGCGGAGGAACGAGAGGUUCUCCAGCCAAGAGGAGGAUGAGGAGGUUCAGAAGAUCAGCAGAGUAUCCUCCACAUCACAGAGAUACACCUCCUCGACCGAUUCGGCCAAGAGGACGUCUUCGACGCCAACAAGACAGACAAAGACCUCCUCACCGAGCCUGAGGAGGCAGAGGUCCAGCGAGGACGACUCGGCGGAAGACAAACGGAAGACGGUUGUGCGAGGAGACUCCGUACGCGCACUCCAGCAUAAGUUUCAACAAGCAACAGAGAACGCAGCUAACAGUGCGCCGCUGCGCAGCCAGGCCCCUCGCGCAGGCCUCAUUCUGCGUACAUCCUCCUUCACCACCGCAGACCAACAGGAGUCAGUCUCGUCGACGUUGAAGCAGUCGACGGCGCUGUCAGCUGACAAGAGGAGUGGGCGACAAUCACCAGAGAAGCGGAAAGAGUCACUCAGUGAUGCCACCACAGUGUCACGACAUUCCCCCACCUCUGAUACCAAGCGGGAUUCUAUCACGGAGACUACCAGGCGGGAGUCAUUGAAGACCUCUGGAGACUCGACAGUGACUCGAGUCACAGAGACCACAACAACUUCCUUCCUGGACAACACAAGUCGGGUGACUGGAGUCCAGGACGUACUGACCAGGAUGAGGAACGCAGACCUAGUGAGUGAGAGUGGAGACACGGAUGCUGACCGGGAAGCUAGAGCUCUACUCAACAAGUUCUUGGGAGCAUCAGUGAUCCUGCAGGGUAUGGAGCAGGGCAUGCGCGCCGGAACAGUGCCAGAAGGUACGCCAGGCAGUGCCGCCCUCGUCAGCAGCGUAGAGAAGCAGCGUGUGGCAACUACAAGACAGAAAGAAGAGGACAUCGAGAGUAUCUGGGACGAGCUGGUGCUCAAGGCUCUGCUGGAGCAGUGUACGGACUACGAGGGUCGACGGAGACUACGAGCUCGCCUUCGCACAGUUAUGGCUGAACACAAAGCGUGUGCCGAUCUGGUGGCAGUGACAGGAGGAAGCAGUGCUGCCAACGCCUCCGAAUCAGAGACAACUCAAGUCUCCACCAAGACCCAGGGUGGCUCAGUCACCAGAACUGAAGUUCAUACCAGAACAUCCACCAAUCGACUGACUAAAGCUAGCAGCGUCUCUUCUUCUCCGUUUGCAAAGUUCAAACAACUUGAACGCCAGAAUUCGGCACCCAGCGCGGGCGCUGCGCCUCUGUUUAAAUUCACCGACGCCCGAGUUGCCCGCAGCGCCUCUACCAUCAAGGAUCGGCUGCUGUCCUGGGUCCAGGCACAAACAAGGGAGUACAAGAACAUACAAAUAGAGAACUUCUCCACCAGUUGGAACAACGGGCUUGCGUUCUGCGCUCUCAUCCAUCAUUUCUGUCCUGACGCCUUCGACUACGAUCAGCUCAAACCCGAUCAGCGCAGACACAACUUCGAGUUGGCGUUCCGAGUUGCAGAGGAGGAAGCAGGCAUCGCACCACUUCUCGACGUAGAGGACAUGGUGGUCAUGCGUCGACCGGACUGGAAGUGUGUCUUCACCUACGUCCAGUCCGUCUAUCGCCGAUUCCACUCCACUCCCGAGGCCGUCAGAUGCUAACAAGCUCCUCGCAGCUCCUCGCCUCUCUUGUCUACUUUUUACCUACGCUUUUGUGUCUCCUAAAUUAUUUAUUUAUUUCUGUCGAGCAGCCUUGUUCUUCCUCAGAUAUUCCUGUGAUACAAGUUACCAUUGCGGAAAUGACCCCGGUGUAGAUAUGUAUAGCGUCGUGAGUUAGAAAUUCACUGAAGGAAAAUCUUUAUAAAAAAUUUAAAAUUAAAAAGUAGACAAGACGUUUCCACUCCCCUAGAGUACUUUAUUUUUUCACAGAAUGAAAGACAGAUGCCAGUAUUUUUUUACAAUAUUUUCAUAUUUUUGUACCGAUUUUUCACAUCACUUAGAAUUCUAGUCGUUAGUCGAGUCAGUUCAUUCCGAGUUCCUAACUUGUCUCCUGCUCUAAUUUAUUUCGGAAAACGCCCGUUAAACUGUAAAUUGAACCAGUCGAGUCAGCUAUGAUGGAUGAUACCAACCUUAUCAAUAUCUUAUCAACACUAACCUAACACGAACUGCGAGCCCGUUGUUCUCUAUUAACACUUCAGUCGCUUGUAAUAAUUUGUAACCUUAGUGUAUAGUUAGGCUAUACUAUGUUUUUAUUUUUCUAACUUGUAAUUUAUUCAUUUUUCUAUCGAUAGUUUUACCUUUUUUGAUACAUGCGCAGUUGUGGGUUGCUAUUUCAUGCUUACAUACUUUGUUGAUGUCUAUGGACAUUUUUUAAAUAUUAAAGUUUAUGUGAAGUUGA
Messenger RNA from Homalodisca vitripennis (glassy-winged sharpshooter), 8005 nucleotides. Its product is annotated as serine/arginine repetitive matrix protein 2-like. NCBI's taxonomy places the organism in Eukaryota, Metazoa, Arthropoda, Insecta, Hemiptera, Cicadellidae. The record is from RefSeq and is a predicted model, not a curated record. The transcript has 22 exons. The coding region runs from base 1 to 7269 and encodes 2422 amino acids. Gene Ontology annotation, biological process: actin cytoskeleton organization. Gene Ontology annotation, molecular function: protein binding. Gene Ontology annotation, cellular component: microtubule organizing center; filamentous actin.